AUGGAUAUUAAAAACAAUACGGCUCUAAUUGAAGCCCUGUUAUUAGAAGAGCUUCCGGACUGCGACGAAGCGUCUGAUGCAGGUGUGUCCGAUGAUGAAGUGGAAAAUGUUCAACUACCCUCGCCAAGAGGUUUCGAUGAAAUUUUUGAAAGAGCUAUAGAAGAUGUUUUGGCCGAAGUUCCGCCGUCGUCGCCGUCAAAUGAAGAUGUAUUGGAGUACCCAAUAAAUCAGGUACCCACAUCUUCAUUACCUGCACCUAGUGUUCAGCCUGAUCUACCAUCUGCAAAUAACUCUUCACACCGAACUAACCAGCGAUUACCCGAACCAAACCGUAAAUGGAAAAAGAGGGACCUAAGUACAUCUUUACCGGAAUACAUUGCGGAUACUGGAGUAGUAGAUGACUGGUUUGCUCACUGUACCACACCGACUGAUAUAUUUUUAGUAUUGAUUGAUGACAUUGUUGACAAUAUUGUAUACCAAAGUAACCUUUAUGCUACUCAGAAAAGCAAAGUAUUGAACCUAAAAAAAAGAGGAACUCCUAACAUUUAUAGGUAUUAA
Molecule: messenger RNA, 558 nt
Organism: Danaus chrysippus (African queen)
Lineage: Eukaryota; Metazoa; Arthropoda; Insecta; Lepidoptera; Nymphalidae
Source: the annotation of a GenBank genome assembly